Messenger RNA from Nestor notabilis (Kea), 1923 nucleotides. It is a transcript of the gene ZNF512, whose product is annotated as zinc finger protein 512. Gene Ontology annotation, molecular function: zinc ion binding. The transcript has 13 exons. The coding region runs from base 217 to 1674 and encodes 485 amino acids. NCBI's taxonomy places the organism in Eukaryota, Metazoa, Chordata, Aves, Psittaciformes, Psittacidae. The record is from RefSeq and is a predicted model, not a curated record.
AGGCCUGGACAUCACAGACAACAAAAGGUCAAGAGGUCUCUGGAAAGCAAAAAGUCUAAGCAAUUUGAGGAGGUGGAAACUACUGUCCAAGGUCUGAACAGUAACUAUGAUGAGACAGUCAGCAACAUUUCUUCUGAUGCACCAAAGGGCCAAGUGAAUGGCAGCUCAGAGUCCAGAAGCAAGCGGACCAUUCGAAGGCCUGCUUACUGGCUGGAAAUGAGAGGAAUCAAAAACAGCAUUAACAAGUCUUCAGAAAAAAAAGGAGAAGUAUUAUUAAAAGGCAAGAGGAAAUCUGAGCAAGUGGAAAGUGAAGAUCUUAAAGACUCUCCAAAGAAGAAGCAAAAGAUUUCAGGAAAAAAACAGCAAGCUGGGACACCACAAAACUCCAAAACAAAAGGCCACUGUGUUCAGAAAGAACCAGAAACCUAUGGCACAGGUAGUCUGGAAGAGCAAUGGUCUUUGGAAAUUCAGGCCAAAGGCCGAGUUACCUGUCCAACAUGUCGGGCUGUGGUGAGAAAGACUGUAGAAGGACUGAAGAAACAUAUGGUAAAUUGCAGGCAGGAAAUGUUCACAUGUCAUCACUGUGGAAAGCAGCUGAAGUCUUUAGGAGGGAUGAAAUACCAUGUCAUGGCAGACCAUAACAAUCAGCCAGUUGUGAAGGAGGGAGGAGAACUGGAUGAGCAGCUUGAGCGAGACCGCCUUCGGAAGGUUUUGAAGCGUAUGGGAAAACUAAAGUGUACGAGGGAGGGCUGCACAGGUAGCUUCACUAGCAUAAUGGGAUACCUGUAUCAUGUUAAAAAAUGUGGGAAGGCAGCUUCUGAGCUGGAGAAAAUGGCUAUGAAGUGCCAUCACUGUGGAAAAGCGUAUAGAUCAAAGGCAGGACUUGUCUACCAUCUCCGAUCUAAGCAUGGGCCGGUCACUUUCCUCCAUGAGGAGAGAAGAACAGAGAGCCUGAAGGAAACAAAACGGGAGCCAAACAGCACAGGCAGAGUACAGAGGAGAUCUGCAAAGGUGGCAAUCUACUAUCUCCAUGAGCUAGCUGGAGAAGAGCUGGCCAAAGAGUGGCCCAAGAGAAAAGUUCUGCAGGACUUGAUUCCAGAUGAUCGCAAGCUGAAAUAUACUCGUCCUGGACUGCCCACAUUUAGUCAAGAUGUGCUGUGCAAAUGGAAAACUGAGAUAAAGAUGUACCGAAGAGUCCACUGCCCAAAUCAGGGUUGUGAAUCUGUAUAUGGCAGUGUCUCAGGACUCAAAUCUCACCUUGGCACAUGUACCUUGGGUGACUUUGUGGCUGGUAAAUACAAGUGUCUUCUGUGCGAGAAGGAGUUCAUUUCAGAGAGUGGAGUCAAGUAUCACAUCAACUCUGUGCAUGCUGAGGACUGGUUUGAUGUGAAUACAACUACCACCAAAAGCUUUGAGAAGCUAAUGAAAAUCCGCCAAAGAGAAGAGCAGAGGAAGCAACGGAAGAAACGUCCUUUGACCAGGGGCAAAAAGAAGAGAACUGCAACCCUGACUGCCAAGAAACUCCCCACUGCUGGAGCUGAGAAAAUGAGGAGAAGUAAGAGAGGUCGUCCAAAGCGGGUGGACAAUGAGAGUGCGAGUAGUGAGGAGGGGGAGCCCCAAGUUGCACAGAGAGCUGAAUUUCCAAAAAGCAGCCGCAAGCGAGGCCGAAAGUAAUUCCCUAGAAGAAGAGAAGGAAUAAUCCUAAAACUUUUCAGUUACAAGCCCCACUUCUGUCUGGCUCAUAACCCACAGCACUAAUAUAAGCAACUGAGUGUCUUUGGGACUGUGACUCCAUUUUACUCAGCGACCUUGGUUUUGAAACUGUUGCCUCUGGUCCCUUGUGAGAGACUUUAAACCAAAGCUGUGGUACAGAGGAUACCUCUCCUGGUGUAGUACCCUUGGACAGUGGCACUAGCAGUGUAC